Messenger RNA from Apis mellifera (honey bee), 9776 nucleotides. It is a transcript of the gene Fak, whose product is annotated as focal adhesion kinase 1. Gene Ontology annotation, cellular component: focal adhesion; cytoskeleton. The record is from RefSeq and is a predicted model, not a curated record. Gene Ontology annotation, biological process: protein phosphorylation; signal complex assembly. Lineage: Eukaryota; Metazoa; Arthropoda; Insecta; Hymenoptera; Apidae. The transcript is spliced from 23 exons. Gene Ontology annotation, molecular function: protein tyrosine kinase activity; ATP binding. The coding region runs from base 2275 to 7563 and encodes 1762 amino acids.
AUUUUCAAAGGAGAUUUUCUCGAAAAGAAGAAAAUUCACAAUUUUAUCACGCGUGAUAAUCGAAUCCUAUGCACACUUUCUCACUGGAGAAUCGGUUACGUUCAACCGCGGACAUUGCGGUCUAAUUGCGCGUGGCUGCGGUUAUUAUUCCCUCUCCCCCUCCCCUUCCAAGGUCGCGUUCUUACGUCUCCUCCCCUUCUAUCUCCCCAAUAAUAAAAGAUCGAAACGAAUUCAAGCUUAACCAAUUCCGUUAAUGGAACAAGAAGCGAUCCAUCCCCCCUCCUCUCCUUCGAACCGCAAAGUUUGGCAAAGGUGAGAUCGAAUUAAACUUCCGUUCCAGCCAAAAAAGAACGCCCGAGAGAACCAUUUCCAGCCAACGUUUGAAAAUUAAAACUUUUUCACGUCUCGAUGGAGAUGUACGUAUAUAUACCCGGUGUCGAAAUAACACGCGUAGAAGCAGAGUCCGGAAAGGCUUUGAGGAAGAGAGAGAGAGAGAAGGUGAACGUUCGCCCCUGAGCCGCGUGUGUCGGGGGUUGCGAGCCGUGUCAGGGAGGGAGGAGUAGGAGGAGGGGCGCACCGGGGGAAGGACGCCGGGCGUCGCGGCGCAGGCUGCCGCACCCAGCAAAGCGCCUGCUCCCCUUGAACCGGCGAAACGUUAUAUACCUGACGCAACCGUGGAGGAGACGGCGACGAGGACGCGCGUCGCUGCCGAGACACGCUCUGUUGCUAGGCGCGCUCGUUUUCGGUGCUUCCUUGCCGACCGCUUCCGUUUCCGCCAAGGUCAACCCCCCCCCGCGUUUAUUGCACCCGGGAAAACCGGGUUUUCCUUCCUUCCUUCCUUCUGCGUGUACAUAUAUAUCUGUGCGUGAGAAGCAGAACUAUAUUGGUGUACAGGGAGGAGAUGAAGAGAGGAAGGGGAGAGAAAAGGUGGUGAGAGGAAGAAGCGGGUGGAGAUGGUGUCGUAAGGUGAGGAAAGUUGGCCGUUGUGUUGCGGGAGGGAUCGGCACGUAUGGGGCAGGAAGUGGCUCAAGUAGAAACUAGUGGGUGGGUGACGAGAGGAGAGGAGGAAGAUUUCGAAGCGGCGUGUCAAGGUUGCACGACCUUGAUUCGGUCAGCGACACGGGCACAGCACGGCUUGCAAAAUCGGGCGCAGAUUCGAAUUUGCGUGCCGGCCACGCGUAUCUCCUUCCAAUUUUCUUUAGAAUUCUCUCUUUCUUCUUUCUCGAUAUAGAUUAUUAUUAUUAUUAUCGUUGGUAUUGGAUUAAUAUUGUUCAUUUUAUCGAUUCAAUGUAAUAAGUAGUUCGAGAGUUUCGUUUUUACUUACUUACCCGUUGGAUCGAUCCGAAAACCGUUUCGAUCUCCCUCGCUGGAUUAUUUCAUCGCGCGCUCCGUCUAUUACAGCGCACCACACGUUUAACGCGGAGAAACGGUUUAGGAAGCUCGCCUUAGGUUAAUUACCGUACCAACGGGAAUAACACUGCGGUGGUCGGACUCUGCGGAGACUGCAGACAGACGUGGGUGGUGUCCAUCUUGAAAUAGAUCACGUACCUUGCCUUUACCAGUCGCUUUCUUUCUUUCGCAAGAUAUAUCGUUUUUUCUUCUCCAAACGAAAAUAUUUCUCGAAAGUUUCCAAUCUAACAUCAGCUUUGUGUUCCGCUUUUGGCGGAAUUCACGCGCAGCCCCUACAGUCCUGAUUCAUCAUUAGGCGGUGUCUUCGAGACAGGUUACGGUCGUGGCACGCGCGAGAAUUUUAUAUUGGAAGUCGUAUUCUUUCUUCUCGGUUCAAGUUUUCUUAUUCUCUAGGAAGGAAAUGCAGAGGAAUCGAAAUGGCCGAUGAUUACACAGGAGAGCGGUUUUAAAAGCGAGGAAGUCGUGGACGUUUUCAAUAUUUGGGGGAAAACUUGGUUAAAAUUUUCGAGCUGUAUGCGUGUGUUUCCAACGGCGAUAUCGAUUCGAAAGUGGCGAUAUAGCGAAUGCGACGGAAAAGGAAGAAACAUCGGUGGUGAACGAGGAAGUAAUUGAAUGGAAAGCAGCCUCGCGUGUGUCCGACGCGCGUUUCAAACCGUAUAUAUAUAUAUGUGACCGUUCUUCCCCCAGAAAUUUGUGCUUUGGUUCUUUUUUUUUUUUUUUCGUUGCCUGCUUUUUUUUCGACCGAGUGCAACAGUGAAAGAAGAAAUUUAUAUUCUAGAAUAGAAAAUUGUGCGCCGAUGAAAACAGUGACUAGUGGUGGGUGAUGAUCAGUGGGCCCACCGUUUCGAAUGAAGUGGUUUUAGGAUGAUGGUGGAGCGUGUCGAGGACCAUCUCUUCAUGUAUCGACGUCCCGUUUACCGGGUCUUCCAGUACCUCGAAACCACCGACCAUGAGGGGAUGAGCACUGGCGUAGGAGAUGGAGCUGGUGGAGGCGGUGGCGGUGGGGGAGGAGGCGGCGGUGGCGUGCAGGGAAGCGGAGGCGGAAGAAAUACACCACCCCAUGGAUCACCCACCCCCAUGGACAAGGCGACUUUGAAGGUCCAUCUGCCCAACGGUGGUUUCAACGUUGUUAAAUUCGGUGACGCGAUCGACGUGAAGGGUAUCAUCACUUUGGUGACUAGUCGACUAGCGGUUGGAACCAGACACUACCAUAACCUUUACGCCAUGAGGCUCCAUCAUCCUGGAUCGGGGGAGAGUUACUGGUUGCAUCAGGACACGACCAUGUACCAGGUUCAAGAAAAGUACGAAAAGAAACAUCCUCAUUGCGAGUGGAGGUAUGAACUGAGAGUACGAUACUUGCCGCAAAAUCUCAACGAUCUGUACGAGAAGGACAAAGUGACCUUCUAUUAUUAUUACGAUCAGGUUAGAAACGAUUAUCUGUGCGCGAAUCACGCGGCUCUCGACCAGGACGUGGCGGUGCAAUUGUGCUGUCUAGAAAUUCGUUACUUUUUCAAAGACAUGCAACAGAUCGCUCUCGACAAGAAGAGCAAUCUCGAGUACCUGGAACGAGAGGUCGGGCUGCACAAGUUUUUACCACGAUCCGUGUUGAAUGGAAUGAAACCAAAGGCGUUGCGCAAGCUAAUACAACAACACUUUAAAAAGGUUGCGGUAUUGUCGGAGCUAGAAUGCAUGUUCAAGUUCUUCGAUCUUCUGCGUGCUCAUUACAGAUUCGAUCAGGAGAGGUUCAUAUGCGCUUUGGGGUCGAGCUGGUCUAUACCCGUAGAACUAGUCAUUGGACCUGACUUAGGCAUAUCUUACAUGGCUCACAGAGGUGGGACGGUGCCGACAAGAAUCGCCGAAUUCUCCCAGAUACAAUCUAUCCAAACGCUGGUAUCCGAUUGCAAGGAACACGCAAAAGCUUGUAUUAAAUUAAGAAUAGCAGGAGCCGCUGAAACGCUUAGUAUCACGUGCUCGAGUUUGGACCAAGCGGAGAGUCUGGCGGAUUUAAUCGACGGUUAUUGUAGACUCGUCACUGGAACCAAUACCUCGUUGUGGAACAGGAAAGCUGCAUCGUGGAAAAAUUAUCCCUGUCCAUGCAAAGAUGCUCAUCCCCCAAAAUACAGACAAGACGGUUCCAAUAGCCCGGAGAAAAACGUAAGCAAAACGGGGACCAUUUUGUCCGAGGACUACGCUGAAAUUGUGGACGAAGAAGGAGAUUAUUCGACUCCAGCUACCAGAGAUUACGAGAUAGUUAGGAACCAAGUGGAAUUGGGUGAAAUUAUUGGAGAAGGUCAAUUUGGCAAUGUACAUAAAGGUUCAUACAAGGGGCGGGACAAUCAAGUCAUACCAGUGGCGGUGAAAACUUGUAAAGUUGAUGCAGAUCUCGCUACGUCGGAAAAAUUUCUCGAGGAAGCCUAUAUAAUGCAACAAUUCGAGCAUCCUCACAUUAUAAGACUUAUCGGUGUAUGCUCUGAACCACCCAUUUGGCUGGUAAUGGAAUUAGCCAAGUUGGGGGAGAUGCGAGCUUAUCUGCAAUCGAACAAGCAUCGUCUGGAUCUCGCCACUCUUCUACUUUACACAUUUCAAUUGAGCACUGCCUUAUCGUAUCUCGAAAGCAAGAAAUUUGUCCAUAGGGACAUCGCUGCGAGAAACGUGCUAGUUUCUGCGCACAAUUCCGUAAAAUUAGCAGAUUUUGGUCUGAGUAGGUGGGUGGAAGAUCAAAGUUAUUAUACAGCAAGUAGGUGUAAGUUGCCCAUUAAAUGGAUGGCACCGGAGAGUAUUAAUUUUCGAAGAUUUACUACGUCUUCUGACGUUUGGAUGUUUGGUGUAUGCAUGUGGGAAAUAUUAAUGUUAGGCGUGAAACCAUUUCAAGGUGUAAAAAAUAACGAAGUGAUCCGUAAAUUAGAAAACGGAGAGAGACUUGCUUUACCGAAUCAUUGCCCUCCACGAUUAUAUUCUUUGAUGUCUCAGUGUUGGAGUUACGAACCGAGUAAACGACCAACGUUCAAAGAGAUCAGAGAAACUUUACACGAAAUUUUAUUGGAAGAGAAACAUCAGCAACAAGAAACGAUGAGACGGGAGAACAGGAGAGUACAAGCCAUGUCUUGGGGGGCAGACGAUGUACCGCCGCCGAAACCUUCCAGGCAACCGCAAAACACGACGGAUCAAUCUCAGCUAACCGCCGCUGCGCCUGUCUCGACGUAUAUCGUUGCGCAAAAUCCCGAGGUUCUUGCGCAGCUUCUCAAGGAUAAUCAAACUAGGGGGGUAUGUCCCUCCGUGUACACAACCCCUGCCUCGCCUUUCAAUACCUUAGCCGUACAAUUUCAAGACGAAGAUCAAGUCUUAACCACUGCUUUAGUUUCAGAUCUACCCUUUUUCGACCAUCCAACCACUUCAGAACCACCUCCCGCCUCUCAUGAAACCCAUUCAGGAGAUUCCACUUUGUCCGAUACCAAUUUGGAUUCCCUCGAUUCCUCGGACGCUCCUCUCAUGUCCAGUCUUAACAUUUCAGACGCGACACAAGCCCAAUCCCCCGCUGCUAACCGAAAGCAGCAGAAGGUUAAAGAGAUGCAAAAUUUGUACGCGGUUAGUUCAAAAGUUGUUGGCAGCAUCACGGGAGAUUUGUAUUCUCCCGUGCAAAAAUUCACAACGUCCGGUGCCAUCCCAAUAACAACUAGCGUAGCUACUUGCGGCGAAAUAUACGGCCCAGUGGCCAAUUUCACCCAAAGUUCCGCCAUCGUUGGUAAUCUCAGUCAGAGUCCCAGUGUGGGCGGUAAUUUUGGUGAAAAUCCUGGAAACUUUGGGCCGGGCAGCUUGAACAGUAUCGUAGGAUUGAACAAUCAGAAUCAAUUGUCAAAUUUCGCCCAAUUCUCUGUUAAUAACACGAGCCAGAAUUCUAAUUGCAUACAACAAAAUCCUACAACCGCUGUCGUGUAUCCCCGCAUACCUGUCGUUACUUCGAGUAACGCUGCCAUUCCUGCAUCCAACGCGGAAUGCUUGUACGGGCCGGUGUUAAAAUUCCGUGCGCAAAACAUCCAAAAUCAAAAUGUGACCGAUUUGAAAUCCGUGAAUGUGUCUGUUGGAACUACCAUGGCGAAUGUUAGAGGCAAUUUGGCGCAUACCUCGACGCCAGGAGCAAACCUGCAAACACGGCCUGCACACGCUCAGAAUUAUCAACAUCAACAAAUUUAUUCGAAUAUAAGUACGCCGCAACCGAUGUACGUGCCGCAGUCGCAGAAUGCGCAAAGCAAUCAAAAGCAAAAUCCAAUUCAUCAAUCCGUUUCUUACAUGCAUAAUACGUCGCAACACACGAAUCAACAAAAUCAAGCAAUCGGAGCUAAUCCAAUUUACACGGCGCAAGCGACUUCUGUCACGGUCGUGCAAGCUCAGAAGGUUCAGGGGCCCGUGUAUGUGCAACAAAUUCAAAGCGGAAUUACGAGCCAUGCGCCGAGCUCCCAAGCGAUGAAUCAGCAGCAAUUGUCUUUUGAAAUAGCGCAAAGUCAUCCCAUUCAAGUGCAUUUCGCCACAUCGGGUGGCACGGUCCAACCAACUGGCCAGCAACACUUUCAUCCGAGCACGUCUAAUAUUGUAAUCGGUCAACAAUCAACUUCCAUUACUGCCACGCAACACAGCCAAGCACAAUGCAACGUAGCGAAUCUGCCAAUUACAGCUGCGACAAACGCAACGCAGCAGUAUUUAGUACAGCCAAUAGUGCAAUCGGGGAUGAUAAGGUCUGCUACACCUCAAAUAGCAACUGGUGUUGCAAAGAUCACUACGUUUGUAAAUCAAAAGCAAGAUGAACAACUAACAAGUUCGACAGACGGCACACUCUCUGGAUCACUGAUAUCUUCUGCAGUCAGUGAUAGCACAAUGUCAUCAAGCAGUUCGAUGACAGAGGAGGCACAACAAGAUCAGAGGAUAGUACAAUCACAGUUAUUCGAUAGCAUCACGGAAAAUUUCAGCAGUGGUAUUGACGACGAGCAAAAAUUAUUGGAACAACGACUUUUAGAACAGCAGCGUCAAUCGGAAGAAGAUAGUCGUUGGUUAGCAAGAGAAGAGAAACGUCUAUCUAUUGCGACGAGUGGAGAUGAAAGCGCGAGUCCUCCAGUUCCACGUUCGGUUACUCAAUCACCAAGUCAUGAACAGCACGGUGCUAAUACUGGUUCUAUAGGAUCUGAUAAAAGUACCGAAAAAGUAAUCGUUGUAAAGAAAAUGGAACCUACACCAACUGCCGAUCUAGAUAGGACGAAUGAUAAAGUAUAUGAUUGUACCACUAGCGUAGUUCGUGCCGUAAUGUCUUUAUCUCAAGGUGUUCAACAAAGCAAGGCUGAUCAAUAUUUAGAAUUAGUACGUAAAGUGGGUAUCGAAUUGAGAGCAUUACUUUCAUCUGUCGAUGCUUUGAUGGAUAUAUUGCCUAUAUCUGCUCAUCGAGAAGUAGAAAUGGCGCAUAAAGUUCUUAGUAAAGAUAUGGCAGAACUUGUAACAGCUAUGAAACAAGCUCAAAAAUAUAGUGCUACUACGUUAGAUGCUGAAUAUCGAAAAGGGAUGCUCUCAGCGGCUCACAUUUUAGCAAUGGAUGCGAAAAAUCUUCUAGAUGUAAUCGAUUCGAUACGUAUUCGUUAUCCAUAUGUAGAUAAUCAGAUUUGCCAAAAUCAAAAUCAUAUUAAUGCUUCACAAGAAUCGAUGUCAGAAAAUCGUAUUCGUUCCAGUCAAUCUGGAGAACAAUUUCUAAGGAGAAGUCAAUCGAGCGAACGUCAAGGUACUACGUUUAGACAGAGUCAAAGUGGUGAUCUUUUACAUAGAAUGGGUCAAUCCGUCGAUCGUUCAUUGCAGGGUAGUCAAACUGAUGUCAGUAGCGGCUCUAGUUUAGAAAGAAGGCAUCAUAUUGUUACUAAUAGUCUUGAACGUAAUUCGACAACAAGAAGACAAAUGACGACAAAUAGUUUAGAAAGAAAAAGACCAUCAUUGUCUUGUAAUAUCAGUCCCAUGAAUAAUUCGGUUAAUUUGCCACCAAUGGUACCAGUUACCUGCAAUUUAGUCCAAACAGUUGGACCUGUUAUUCAUCCGAGUCAAACAGUUACAACAGGUAUUAAUCAACAGUCAGUGUUUACAACUAAUAAUAAAACAAACGAAAAUGCAACAACUGAUAGCUAACAACGAGGUGCCUUUGCAUUAAGGAAAACUUCGAAGUAAUAAUUAUAUGUAUAUAGUCUACAUCGUACAAGUUACCCAUUUACAUCUCACACAUAACUCAGCAGCAAGAGAUUUAAUAUUUAUGCUUUAUAGCUCUUUUUAACAUUUAAUAAACUUUGUCUAAACGUACUUAUAAAUAAGGCAGUAUUCGUUAGAUAUAUAGAUUAGGAUUAUCACGAAAAAACAUAAUAAGUCACAGCUGAAAAGAAAUCACUCCAAAGUUUUAGAAUUAUUAUUAAUUUGUUAUUAUAUAAUAAUCAUGUGUGAAUUGGGUGAUGCAAAAGAUAGCCUUGAGUCUAAAAAAUUAUAAACAUAAAUAAUUUUUAUUAAUAUCAGACGCAAUUUUCAUAUAUGAAAUUAAGUAUUUAAAUUUUAUUGCAUAUAUUAUAAUAUUAUUAAAAAUUAAUUAUAAAAAAAUUAUCACAAUAUCUAUAAUCGCUUCAAAGAUUGUCUUAUUGUAUCACCCAGUAGUUGAAUAAUUCUAUAUAUAUACAUAAAUAUAGAUAUUUAUAAAUAUAUUUAAAUGAAUAGUUCAAAAUAUUUUAUGCAAAAAAUUUAAUUUCAUAUAGGAUACAAUUUUACAAAAUUAUUUUUACGAAUUUAUAAUUUAUAAUAGUCUAUUUCCUGCUAAAAGGAGUGAUUAUAAUUGUAAAAAAUGGGACUGAAUGUUAUUUCUAUUAGGUAAUUAUUUUGUAAUUCAUAUCAAUUUGUGAAAUUUAUAUAAAAUGUUUUAUAAAAAAAUGAAUCAUUCUUUAGCGACAAGUCAGUUCCUAUAAAAUAUUUAUACAAAUCUCAUCAUUGCAUAAGAAUAGUAUUGAUAACUUGUCAACAUAAUGCGCUUAUAACGGCAGUGCAUUUACAAAUCUAUUAAAUAUUCCAUAAAUUAAGUAUUCCAUUUUUAUACAUUUAUUUUUUUACAUUCCUGGGAAGAAAUUUAGUUUCAUAUUGGAUUAAAAUUAUUGUGCAUGAUGUUUGACUGAUUUUUAUAUUGCUCAUUACUUUACACAACUAUAGUUUUGAAUACUAAUGUGCCAAGGCGUAUUUAUAUGUACAAUACGAACAAAUUUUAUUAUUGACUAUACAUGUACAGUAAUACUUUUAAUAUCAUCCCAGGAAUUUGUAAUUUACGAUUACAACGUUCGACACUGCUAUUGCAUCGAAAAUAUAAGAUAUUUUUUUUUUUUUUAGAUUUACUUUAAUUGUAUAUAAAUAAAUAUUCAAAAUUUGUAUCAUUUAAUAAUAAUAUUAAUUAUUGAGUUACAAGUAUUAUUUCUAGUAAAUAUUAUUUUUCAUAUAUAUUUUACUAUAUUCAAUUUUUUUUCCACAAAUUGUAGUCGCGUAUUUAUCAGAAUUCUAUUGAAAUAUUUAAAAGUUUUCAAUCCUAUAUCUUUCAUGAUGCAUGUUUAUAUCAUCUUCAAUAUUGUAAUACUACAUAAAAUAUAUGUUUUGUUUUAUGAUUCUUCUUUAUAUACAAUAAUAAUAGUUUUUAAGUAUGCCAUGACGAAUAUUACAAUAUAUGAUGAUAUAAUAAAAUUAAAAUAUUGUUAGAAAACUUUUUUUUUAUAAAACACAUGUUGGAUAAUUUAAAAAAUUGUAUAUGUAACAAAUUUUAUUAGUGAGCUGAUUAUAUAUUAUAUAAAUUUUUCAAUUAUCAUUCAAUAAACUUACUCGAUUAUUUGUAUAUACAUAUAUAGCGCGCGCGCACACAUACACAAAAUCAAUUUAAAAAUAAUAAAAGCUUAAUUUAUUUUAGUUUUUUUAUAGCUAAAUAUCUUCCACGAUCAUACAAGAUUUCGUAAUUUGUAUAACAAAAUAAUAAAUAUAUAAACUAUUUAUAAUUAUUAGUAUAUAAAAAUAGUUGUAAUUUUUUUUUUUAAAAAAAGGAUAAAAUAAUUAUUGAAAUUAAAAUAUUCUAGCAUCAUUGAAUCACUGUUAUUAAUUAAGUAAUAAAAAUUAAGACACAAUAUUUAAAAAAUAUUUAUAAAAUUGUGUAAAUGUAACUAUGUAUUAUUACUACAGGCAAAAUAAUAAAUAGUAAGAUAAUUUCAGCAUUAUGAAUACUUAUAAGAUUGCUACAUAAUAGCACAAUAUUAACAACAACAAGUCAGCAUCAACAUACUCACAUUAUUGUACAUAUUUUAAUAAAAAUGCGUCCAUUUAAUUAAUAAUUGUAA